This is a messenger RNA of Arachis ipaensis, 684 nucleotides long. NCBI's taxonomy places the organism in Eukaryota, Viridiplantae, Streptophyta, Magnoliopsida, Fabales, Fabaceae. The record is from RefSeq and is a predicted model, not a curated record.
AUGCGGCGGCAACAAGGCAUGCCACUCGAUGAGCGUUAUGUUCCCUACUUGCAGAUGGCCGGGUUAUACCAUCUUGCUAGGCUGAACGAUAGAUGGUUCCGGUUAGAUGAGCCCCUUGUCAGCGCCUUCAUCAAGAGGUGGCGUCCUGAGACGCACACCUUCCAUAUGCCCUUCGGAGAGUGCACGAUCAUGCUUCAGGAUGUGGCGUACCAGUUGGGGUUGGCAGUGGACGGGCGUUAUGUUAGCGGUUGCCUUACAGACUUCCAUGUGUAUAUCGAGGGUGGACGUCCAGCUUGGGUGUGGUUCGAGGAGUUGCUUGGAGUGAUUCCUCCUCCGAGCCAGAUUCAGAAGUUCGCAGUAAACUGCACCUGGUUCCAGGAGACUUUCGGAGAGUGCCCCGAGGGAGCCGAUGAGGAGACUGUGCGGCACUUUGCUCCUAGGCUUGAGGAGAUGGGUUCCUACAGUUGGGGAUCUACAGCAUUGGCAUGGUUGUACCGGUGCAUGUGCCGAGUGGCAAACAGACAUGUGGUGAAGUUAGCAGGCCCACUUCAGCUACUUCAGUCCUGGAUCUUCUGGCGCUUUCCCAGGUUUAGGCCUGCUGGGUAUGAUACGUGCAGCUGGCCUUUGGCAUCGAGGUGGUCAGGUUACAGCCCUUCCUACAGCCAGAAGGGUCCUCGACUGUAG